Molecule: messenger RNA, 1362 nt
Organism: Colletotrichum godetiae
Lineage: Eukaryota; Fungi; Ascomycota; Sordariomycetes; Glomerellales; Glomerellaceae
Product: major facilitator superfamily domain-containing protein
Exons: 15
Coding region: 1-1362 (453 amino acids)
Biological process (GO): transmembrane transport
Cellular component (GO): membrane
Molecular function (GO): transmembrane transporter activity
Source: RefSeq, a predicted model, not a curated record
AUGUUCGCAGCCCUCAAUAUCGACCGAAACAACAUCUCCAACGCCGUAUCCGAUAACAUGCUCGACGAUCUUGGUUUGACCCGAGGCGACUAUAACCUGGGUCAAACGAUUUCCCGAGUUGGCUUUCUGGUUGCCGAGCUUCCAUCGCAGCUGAUCUCCAAGCGCAUUGGUCCCGAUCUAUGGAUACCUAUCCAAAUUUGCCUAUUCUCUAUCAUCUCUGGGGCACAAUUCUUCCUGAAGGGUCGAGCAUCCUUCCUUGCAACAAGAUACUUGAUCGCAACCUUCCAAGGAGGGUUUAUCCCGGACACGAUUCUUUACCUGAGUUACUGGUACACCGGCACCUCGCUCCCGAUUCGAUUGGCAUGGUUUUGGAUGUCUUCGCAACUGGUCGACAUCGGUGUUGGAUUCGCUGCUGUCGGUCUUGUUUCUAUGCGCGGUAUCUUGGGCUAUGAGGGUUGGCGUUGGUUGUUUCUUAUCGAAGGCGCGUUCACUUUCUGUGUGGGACUUUGCUCAUUCUUCCUUAUGCCUCAAUGCCCUGCCAAGACGAAGAGCUGGUGGAAUCCGAAAGGCUACUUCAACGAGAAGGAGGAGAAGAUCAUCGUCAAUUCUGUCAUCCGAGACGAUCCGCAGAAGGGUGGCAUGUACAACAGGCAAGGUCUGUCUGUCAAACAGAUCUGGGAAUGCUCCAAGGAUUACGACAUGUGGCCCUUGUUUGCUCUCGGCUUGCUCUUCGGCUUGCCCAAGUACCCCGUCAACCAAUACCUCACCUUGUCGCUCCGAGAUCUCAAGUUCAACGUCAUCCAAACCAAUCUGCUUUCGAUCCCGUGGAUCAUCGGAUCUAGUAUCACAAUGUUGGCCAUCACAGCUGCGAGCGAGCUAUGCAAUAACCGAAGUUUCGUCGCCAUGGCCGAGGAUGCUUGGCUGCUCCCAUGCUUCAUCGCCCUGAUCGUGAUCGCGAACCCAAGCCCCUGGGCGUACUUUGCGAUUGCGACGGUGUUGUUGUCCUUCCCUUACACGCACCCCAUUCAAGUUGCCUGGACCAGUAGGAACGCUGGAUCCGUCCAGAACAGAACAGUGUCUGCGUCCCUGUACAACAUGUGGGUUCAAGUCAGUGGUAUGAUCGGCGCAAACAUCUACCAACCAAGUGAUUCCCCUCGAUACUUCAAGGCCAACAAGGGCCUGUUAGUCAUUUGCAUUUGGAUGUGUGUGGUGCAAUACCCCUUCACCUACUUCUACUACCGGUGGAGGAAUAAUAGCAAAGCCAAGAAGUGGGAUGCUAUGACACCAGAGCAGCAACACGACUACCUUGCGAAUACUACUGACAAAGGGAACAAACGGCUCGACUUCCGAUUUGCUACGUGA